Molecule: messenger RNA, 1488 nt
Organism: Hibiscus syriacus
Lineage: Eukaryota; Viridiplantae; Streptophyta; Magnoliopsida; Malvales; Malvaceae
Product: mastermind-like protein 3
Exons: 8
Coding region: 1-1275 (424 amino acids)
Molecular function (GO): translation initiation factor activity; mRNA binding
Source: RefSeq, a predicted model, not a curated record
AUGAAAGGAAGCCGGGUUCCAGCUAGUCGUCUGGAGCUGAAGCCAGAGUCUGGUCAUGCUGGGAGGGUUUCAGGCCGACAUGGCUCAGCUCCGGUAGCUCCAUUGUCUAGUGGUUCGGGGAAUCUCUACUCUAGUCGAGUUUCUGAGGCUGCUGCUGCUGGCAUGAGUUCUCACAGUUCUGGGGGGAGUCAUAGGCCUGCUGCUUCUGGUUAUCCUAAUGCAUGGGCAGCUAGGAAGGGGUGGCAAUGGCAGUCAAAGCAAUCUGUUCUAUAUCAGAAAGAUGUUGAUGUUAGUAAACACUCGGAAACAGAAAAUGGCUUGCAUCCCCAGGGUAAUGAUGAUAAGAUAUACGGCAGAAUGAAUGCUGUGAGGAACUCAAUCAACUCGUGCAGAUGGCAAAUUGGCAAUUCCAAGUUGCAGUCAUCGUUUUCAGUGCCGUCUGAAGCAUCCGAGCGGCCCAAGUUGAAGUUACUUCCUCGCACCAAGCCAUUGGAUAAUCUAGAAUCACCUUUUAUUGACGCUAGUCAGAGGCAGCAGCGACCAAGUGAAUCUGUUAUUGAUCAUGCCGGAAUUGGCAAUGAUUCAUAUGGAUAUGUGAAUACUUCAAAACCUGGUUCAGCUGGCAGUGAGAAUGGGAACCAGACAGUGGAUCGUCCUAAACUGAAUUUAAAGCCUCGUUCACAGCCCAAUGAACAAUUGGAGGGUAACUUUGAGAAGGAAAGAAAUGCAUUGUUUGGUGGCGCUCGCCCACGAGAAUUGGUUCUGAAGGAGAAGGGAAUUGAUGACAGCAGCCAUGAGCCAGGCCAACAUCCUGAUAGGGUCAAACAUAAUUUUCCCAGAAGUGAAAAAGUUGCUGAGCAACCAGCUGCAUGCCAUGGUGAAGGAGUUGGGAAUCCUCCUGUUCAGAAAACUGGAAGAAAAUCCGAGAGGAACCACAGUGUUCACAAUGGAAGAGUUGAUAUGCAGAGGAGGAACUGGCUUAAUGAAAAUCGGCAGAAUGAAAGGGAAACUGAAAGACAGCAGCAGCAGCAGCAGAAGAGGCAGCCGUCGCCUGAAACCUGGCGUAAGCCUGCCGAGCAGCCUAAACCUGUCUCUCCCGAAGGUGCUGGUAUGCGCUAUGGAAAAGCAGCAUCAGCAUUGGAGCUUGCUCAAGCGUUCUCCAAUCAGAAAAAAGAGGAUCGACAUGGCGGGCAAAGGGUUCUUCCUGGCCAUGCCCAAAUGCCCUUUUCUCGGCUGAUGGAUCCAACUCCAAGGCCUCAAAUAAAUGGUUAUUAAAUUUUGAGAGGCUUAUUGCCUUAACCGGAACACGUUGUGUUGCCGGUGACUGCCUAAAUGAUUUUAGGAUGUCGGUUAUUGUAGUUGUGCUGUAUGACUCUCAUGAUUUCAUGCAGUUGAUCUGUUUUUGUUUUUUCAAUUUUAAAACAAAAUUUUAGAACAAUUGGCACAUCAACUCAUUUGCAAUGUCAUCCUCCCUUGUCUUUUUCAAGU